Molecule: messenger RNA, 2469 nt
Organism: Macrosteles quadrilineatus (aster leafhopper)
Lineage: Eukaryota; Metazoa; Arthropoda; Insecta; Hemiptera; Cicadellidae
Gene: Cdc37
Product: hsp90 co-chaperone Cdc37
Exons: 8
Coding region: 192-1403 (403 amino acids)
Biological process (GO): protein stabilization; protein folding
Cellular component (GO): cytoplasm
Molecular function (GO): protein kinase binding; protein-folding chaperone binding; heat shock protein binding
Source: RefSeq, a predicted model, not a curated record
CAAACCAAACACUUGUUUAGCUCAUAUGGCUCAUGUUCAUUUUCUAGAACUAGUAUAAUUAAUUAUCACAUUUCUUUAAAAAAUACAUAGUUACAAUCGUUUUAUAUAAAACAUUUGAUUCUUGCUCUGUCAGUCUAUACAUCCUAGUGUUUGAUUAAGCUAUUUGAUAGGUAUCCACAUAUCUCGCCACCAUGGUUGACUACAGCAAAUGGAAAGACAUAGAGAUAUCAGAUGAUGAAGAUGAAACCCACCCUAACAUUGACACGCCGUCACUGUUUCGAUGGAGACAUCAGGCUCGUAUAGAGCGAAUGGAGGAGGCACAGAAAGAGAAGGAAGAAUUUGAAGCUCGGAAGAAAGACUUUGCAAAGAAAGUUGAGGAAGUCAAACAAAAAUUGACCCAAUCGUCCAACGCUGCCACUACAGUGAAGGAAGUUAAAUCUGCUCUAGACAAUCUAGAAAUUACAGCUGGGGACUUGAAGAGUCAUACUAAGAGACUUCAUGAAGCAAAAGAACGGUUAGAAGCAGCAGUCAAAGCUGAAUCGCCUGAAGUGAAACAGUUGCAAGAAACGUUUGACAAACUGGAACGGGAAAUGGAGGAGUUGAAGAAAGUAGAAGAUCAACUGAAACAGAAGGAAAAGGUUACACCUUGGAAUGUUGAUACAAUCAGCAAACCUGGCUUUACCAAGACUGUUGUCAACAACCCUCCACCAAAGGUCAAAGAGAAUUUGACAGAAGAGGAAAAGGAGCAGAGAAUGAGGAAGUUUAUCAAAGAAAAUGAGAAACUUUUGAAACAGUAUGGGAUGUUGCGAAAGUACGAUGACAGCCGACGCUUCCUACAGGAAAAUCCACAGUUGAUGUGUGAAGACACAGCAAACUAUCUGGUCAUCUGGUGUAUAAAUCUGGAGAUGGAAGAGAAACACGAGCUGAUGUGUCAUGUUGCCCACCAGUGUAUAUGCAUGCAGUAUAUAUUGGAACUCUCCAAUCAAAUGGACAUUGACCCUAGAGCAUGUGUCGGCUCUUUUUUCACAAAGAUCCAAGUCGCUGACCCUGAGUACAAAAAGGCGUUUGAGGAUGAGCUGUCUGGGUUCAAGGACAGAGUGAUGAGGAGAGCCAAGGAGAAGAUGGACGCUCUGUUGAAGGAGGUGGAAGAGGAGGAGAGACAACAGAGGCUGGGACCUGGAGGACUGGACCCUCUGGAAGUUCUGGAGACACUACCUGCGGAGUUGAGAGAGUGUUUUGAGAAGCAAGACAUUCCAUUGCUUCAAGCUACCAUUGCUAAGAUGGAUGAGAAGGACGCGAUAUACCAUAUGAAACGUGCUGUUGACUCCGGUCUUUGGGUUCCGGAAAAGAAAUUACCGGAAGCGGAGGAAGAAGGAGGUUCUCAGGAAACAGAGGAGGCAUAACUUUUAUAGACUUAAUUUUUUUCCUUUUUAACGUGUAUAUUUUGUAUUACUUUAGUGCAACUCAAAAUAACUGCCAGUGUAAUUAUUUUUACUAUUUGAAAUUUUUUUGACUAUUAUUUACUGUACAAAAUAAUUAUUGCCUUAUUGUAAUCAUUGAUUUUUGUUUACUGUUGUUACAAAUUAGUUUAUGUAUUGAAAUGUAAAUGCAUGUUUCAUUAUACUUUGACAUUUGUUAUACUUUAUUGUUGAAGACUUCUAAUCUUUAUACUAAUACAAAAAGGGUUCUCUUUAUAACAUCCCAUUAUCAGCCGGUCCGAAACUUGGAAGCUUUUAAUUCAGCUGGGGGAUAAUGAAAAUGGAUUUUAAAUUGGCUACUUGAUAAUUUGUAACCUAUUUGAGAUAGGUAAAUUACUCUUUAUGAGGUGAAUCUAAAAUUAUAUAUACUGUAAAUUGAGAGUGUCAUUCACCAAAUAACAGUUUUAACACAUUCGUGGUGGCAGAGGUUUCCGCGUAUCUCACGGCUAUGCUGAAACUGAAACAUCACAUCUUCCCCUACUAAUGUCAGUUUCAUCGUCAAAGGCCAAUCACUUUCCCCGUCACUAAAAAUACAAAGUCCCGAUCAUUUGGGUCCCAUAUUUUGGAAGAAAAAAUAACACCAAAACAGUGAUCAAAACAGUUGUGCAAGUGCUCAACCUUGACACUGACUAGUGACUUAGUUACUGAGAGCACUACGGCUACUGUCGAAGCAGCACUGUCCAGUGCAAACCCACGUUGUCACAAAAUACAGUGUACUAUUGAGCAGUGCUGUGGGAAUUUUCAGAUUUCUAGCUCUAAUCCUGGCUAAAUUAAUCAUUGUGUGUCACAUUGCAGCAUGGUAGCGAGGUACCCACCAAGAUGCCAUUAGGGUUCUGUGUGGGAGCGAUUGCUCCCAUGCCGCCACGAACGUGUUAAACAAACAAAAUCUUAUUUAAGGGCUUUGUCAAAUCUUGUUUAAGGGGAAUAUAUACACUAGUGAAUGUUUCUUUAUCAAUGUAUUACUAUUUAUUACAGCAAUAAAUAUUUGUAA